GUCAACCACUCACUUGGAUUUGGAUACAGGCCUGCUGAUGUCGCAAAGUCUCUCUGUCUCUUGUUCUCUCUACUACUUCAUGUCGUGGACGAAUGUCGCCCCACACCAAACGCGUCCUGAAAAUUUCACUAACAAACUACUGGUGAUACUAAUUAACUUAAGCAAUAUAUAGACAUCUUUAUAAUUAACUGGUGGAUCGUGUAUUAUUAUUAUUAUUAUUGUUAUGUCCAUUGUAUCAUUAUUAGGUAUAGAAGUAUUGAACAAUCCUGCUAAAUUCGGAGAUCCUUAUGAAUUUGAAAUUACAUUUGAAUGUUUAGAACCACUUAAAGAAGAUUUAGAAUGGAAAUUAACUUAUGUAGGAUCAUCACGAUCUUUAGAUCAUGAUCAAGAAUUAGAUUCUAUAUUAGUAGGACCAGUUCCUGUUGGAGUUAAUAAAUUUUUAUUUCAAGCAGAUCCUCCAAGUCCAGAAUUAAUUCCGGCUAAUGAAUUAGUUAGUGUUACAGUAAUAUUAUUAAGUUGUUCUUAUAAUGAUCGAGAAUUUGUUCGAGUGGGGUAUUAUGUUAAUAAUGAAUAUGAUAGUGAAGAAUUACGAGAGAAUCCUCCAGCUAAAGUUCAAGUAGAACAUGUGGUCAGAAAUAUAUUGGCUGAAAAGCCAAGAGUUACUCGUUUUAAUAUUGUGUGGGAUAAUGAGGAUGGCAAUGCCGAUGAGUAUCCUCCAGAACAGCAAGUAGAUGAAGAGGAAGAAGAAGACGAAGAAGACGAAGAAGAGGAAGAAGAGGAAGGACAAGAGGCAGGAGAAGUAGAAGAGGAGGAGGAAGAAGAAGAGGAAGAGGAGGAAGAGGAAGAGGAUGGUGAAAAGCCUACAAAAAAGAGAAAACUCGAAGAAGAUGAUGAUGAUGAUGAAGAAAUAGAUAUAGAGGAGGAAGAUGGAGAAGAAGAUAUAGAGGAGGAAGACGUUGAAGAGGAUAUCGAAGAAGAAGACGCUGAACCUGAACCAACCGGUAGUGAGACACCUAUCGAUAAAGUGCAGAGUACCUAACUUACUUCUGCAAUUAUAUAUUAGAAGU
Messenger RNA from Scheffersomyces amazonensis, 1067 nucleotides. RefSeq names its product nucleosome assembly factor (gene ASF1). Gene Ontology annotation, molecular function: histone binding. Gene Ontology annotation, biological process: nucleosome disassembly; nucleosome assembly; DNA replication-dependent chromatin assembly. Bases 224 to 1039 code for a protein of 271 amino acids. NCBI's taxonomy places the organism in Eukaryota, Fungi, Ascomycota, Pichiomycetes, Serinales, Debaryomycetaceae. The transcript has a single exon. The record is from RefSeq and is a predicted model, not a curated record. Gene Ontology annotation, cellular component: chromatin; nucleus.